CGUGAACCCAGAGCCCGGUCCUAACAGCGCCAAAGGUGUCCAACUUACUGCGGCGAUUAAAUGGCUGAUAAAAAAAUAUACAAGAGUGAGAUUUAAAAUCACACACGCGCGCAAUACGUAUUCAAGGAAAUUACGGUAUUGAAUUUGAUGUUUGACGGGGAAGGUGAAUUUCUUACAUGUCGGUUUUAAAGCCACAUUUACAACAACAAAAAUGAACGUGUCAAUGUUGACGUGGAAAUUGUGUGGUGCGUGCGGGGACCCUCCUGGUGCCCCGCGAGGUGCCUGCUGGACUGCGCGCUACAGUCCGCCGCCGCUCUCUAUUCACAACUAUCGUACUCUUAACUAUUGUAUUCCCAACUAGAGUGCUCUCUGCGGUAGCUCUUGUCACUCCCUACGAUAACUCUUGUACUAUCUACUAUAAAGCGAGGGUGUUCGCUCCUAUAACUCGAGUACUCUUUACUAAAGCCAUCGCCUCUACGCGAGCCUCUCCGAUACCCGGGACGAGCUCCGGGCUCCGCGUGAAGGAGGCGCCCCGCCCGCUCGCUCCGUCUCCGUCUCUCUGUCGCAGGAAGGGACGCGGCUGGGGGAGAUGUCUCUGGACAAGGCGGAGCUGUGCGAAAGUCUCCUGAGCUGGGUACGGGCGUAUGGAUUCGAGGUUCCAUGCGAGGAUGUCUCGGAUCUCACAGACGGCGUUCUCAUGGCCCACGUGUUGCACCGCAUCGAUCCGGGUUGGUUUGACGUGGACUUUGUCGCCCGCAUUAAGAUCGAUGCCAGGGACAACUGGAGACUGAAGUUGAGUAACCUCAAGAAGAUUUUGAAUGCCCUUCUCAGCUACUACAGCGAGGUCGUGGGCCAGCCAGUGGCACAAGAUGCCGUGCCAGAUGUGUGCCUGAUGGCAGAGCAUGGACACCGGGGAGAGACUGGCAAGGCCCUUCAGCUCAUCCUUGGCUGUGCUGUCAACUGUGACAAGAAGGAAGAGCACAUUCAAACCAUCAUGACCCUGCAAGAGUCUGUUCAGCACGUGGUGAUGGCUGCGAUCCAGGAGCUGAUGAAUAAAGAGACGCAGGACUCCGCCGCAGGGCACGGAUUGCCAGAUAUGGAGCGGCAGCUGCGCCGAGCAGCUGAGGAUCUAUCUGAGGUGGAGAAGAUGAAAGAACAACUUGAAAAUCGAUGUCACGCGCUCACGCUGCAGCUGGAGAGCCUUCAGGAUGACCGGGGGAAGGUCCUGGCCGAGAACAAGCUGCUCCGCGAGCAGAGCGGCCAAUGGGGAACCCUGGAGGAGGAGGCGGUGCGGUCUCCCGUGGUGCGGAGCCAGCAGCUGGAGGCCUUGCACGAAGAGCUGUUCCGGCUGGAGGGCAGCCGAGACGAGUUCCGCCUGCGCUGCGAGGAGCUGGAGCGCAACGUGUCGGUGCUGGAGCAGAAGAACCAGCAGCUGACGAGCCUGGCUGAGGAGGCGCAGGCGCUCAAGGAUGAGAUGGAUGUGCUCAGGCACUCUUCGGACCGCGCGGCGAGGCUCGAGGCGGCUGUUGAGUCAUACCGGCGCAAGCUUGACGACCUGGGCGAUGUGCGGCGCCAGGUGCGGCUGCUGGAGGAGCGCAGCUCGCAGCAGCUGCACAACACGCUGGCGCUCGAGGAGGAGCUGCGCAGGGCCAACGCGGCGCGUGCGCAGCUGCACGCCUACAAGCAGCAGGUACAGGAGCUGCAUGCGCGGCUUUCCGAGGAGAGCCGCCGCGCCGAUCGACUCGAGUUUGAACACAAGCGGCUACAGGAGCGAAGCGACGCGCUCACCAAGGAGAAAGAGAGAGCGGUGGCCGAAAGGGAUGCACUGAGGGAGACCAACGAGGAGCUACGCUGCACACAGAUCCAGCAGAGUCAGCUGGAGGGCAGUGGAAUUCUCCAUGGGAGCCAAGUCUCACUGGAGGCUCUGGAGGCAGAGAUGGUCCCUGCAGAGUUCAGGGAGCGCUUGAUCCGACUGAGCCACGAGAACCGCGUGCUGCGCUUGCAGAGCGAAGGUGCGGACAGCGAGCGUGUGCUCACGCUGCGCGUCGAGCUGGACGAGAGCUCGCGCGCCCAGAGCGUGCUGCAGACCGAUAACCGGCUGCUGAACCAGCGCGUCCUGGAGCUCCAGGCUCAGCUGGAAGAGCUACAGAAGACUCUGCAGGAGCAGGGAGCACGCGCCACAGACCCUAUUUCUAUCGUCCUGACCAAGAAAGUUGAAGAACACUUGGAGAAACUGGCAGAGGAGAGCUCGGAGCUCAAGAUGCAGCGAGCGUUCAUCGAGGGACUGCAGCCACAGGCGAACCCUGCGUCCCCGAGCGUGGAGGAGCUGCAGGCCGCACUAGAGCAGAAGGAAAGGGACAUGCGUGCAAUGGAGGAGCGCUACAAGCGAUACCUGGACAAGGCCAAGAGUGUCAUCAAGACCCUUGACCCUAAGCAGAGCCCGAUGACAACCACUGAAUUACAAGCCCUUCGCAGCCAACUCCGCCAGAAGGACAACCUGGUUCACUCCCUGGAGCGCGAGUGCGAAAAAACACGGCAGCUGCGGGAGCAGGAGGAGAAGCUCAUUGUCAGCGCUUGGUACAAUAUGGGGAUCGGUCUGCCAAAGGGGAGUCGGGCUGGGGGUGCGAGCGGUGGUGCUGGCCCCACGCAGUCGUUCCUCGCAUGCCAGCGUCAGAGCACGAGCGCGCGCCGAGCCAAACAGUCGCACGCGCAGGCGGGGCCAAGCGCAGCACGGCACUCGCACGCUUGAGGGCACGUGCUCGCUCGCACGCACACGCACGCACUCUCACGCGCACUCACUAGACAAAGAUCUCCCAUAUAGCCUUAACAGACUGUAGGAACGAGUGCUAUUAGCGGGCACCUUUGGAGGCCGGCACGGCACACAAGGGGGAGGGUGACCAACACCACGCCCGGUCGCCUCUGUCUCCCCAGUGGCAAUGUUUAAACCCCACACCCGAUACUCACUUGAUGGUGAGUCAACCUAUGGGAGGCUCAGGACCGGUUCGAAUAAUCGUCACUGUUGUUUGCCAUUAGCGGGAAUCAAACUCGGGUGGCCAGGUUCGUCACACAGCGCGCUAACUGCUACACUACCGCUCCCCACAUUCACACUGUUACACACAUUCUCACACACAAAAUACACUCACGAACACAUACCCAUGCAUUUCACGCUCACACAUACUCAAACGCACUCACAUAUUAAUCACAUGUACCCACUCAUUACACGCACAAAGACAAAUGUCCCACACAUAGCUUACAUAGACUGUUGAGGUAACUACUAUUAGCAAGCACCUAUUGGGGAGUGAUAGUGUAUUGGUUAGCAACUAGCACUACUUACCUGGUGACCCAAGUUGGAUUCCGACUGACAGGUAAAAUCGGUGACAGAGAAUAUCUGAACCGGUCCUGGGCCUUGCCUCAGUCAACUCAGUUUUACACAAGUAUCUAGUGUGGGUACGUGAACAUCAGAGCUUGGGAAACAAAGGUGGUCAGGUGUAGUGCUGGCCAUUUCACCUUUUUGUGCGCCGUGCCCGCGUUAAUAAGUGCUCACACACACACACACGCAUGAAAUGUUUGCACACACAAGCACACCCACCCGCUCACACACGUUCCCAUGCAUUACGUUCUCAUACACACAUCAACAGCUACCUUUUUCCACUAGUGACAGUAACACCACUACAGAGCUUGUACUAAGUUAGGUGACUUAGAUGAGCUUUGAGGCAAUGUGAGAGUCAAAUAGGUUCUUUAGCACACCACAAAACAGACACAGGUUAUUUAGCGAGCUGGGUGACUGGCAGAGGAAUUACCUGUUCCCCAUACUUUUCCAGUCUGCUGUCUUGAGGCCACCUGAUGAUGCUUUGUGAAUAAUUGUCAUGGGUGUCCUCUUUCCUCGAUGCCGCAUUGCUGCUAGAGGGUGGCAUUAAAGAGCCUCAGAGACAGCUCCGCGUGGCUCGGCGGAGCUCGUAUCCGGUUAGUUGUAACACUCACUUCUUGCCCAGCACAUACACACACACAUGCACGUAAAACUGCAAAUCAUUGCCAUGCGGUGGCUGGAUUGCUCAAUAAGCUCGUGAGCCCAGUUGAGAAUGUGAGAUCCUCGAUUCAAAUCCCCAGCUGGGAUUUAACCAUACUGCCCGGUAUUGUGAGUUUCAUAGUCAACCCGGCCCAUUCACCAGUAACUGCACGAAAUUAUUUUAUUUCAUUUGGUGUUGAACUAAAUUGAGUAUAAACUCAACUGCGGGCUGAUUUUCCGGUUAAGAAGCAGAACAAACAACUUACCAAACUUCACAACUAGUAAGCUGUGUACAUCUUGUGGUAAGAUAGAACCUUCGGGGUGUCGAGUGAAUGAGAUUUCACUUCCAGGGUUGUCUUUUCUGUAGGAAGAUCCCGAAACUACUCUCAAUGGCAAUAGUACAAAUAAAACAUACAGUUGUGUAUAAUCACAGCAGCAUAAUGUACUCCUGGCAGUAGCAAAUUAUAUCUGUUGAGUUCGUACUUAACAUUGUUGAACAAAUGCAUGGAACGGUGGGGGGGGGGGUAUCUUCACUAUAUUUUCUUAUUCUAGUGAACCAGGCACGUAAUGUCACGUGCUCAGCAAGUGAGUAGUGUUGUACCAACAAGACUCGCCAAUCACAAAUGCACAAGUUGCACAUAUUGUCACUGUGUAUGGCCAGGUGUGGGUGGGGAUGCACACCUGCACACCUGUCAUCCGGUGAUUUUGAGGUUAGAUUCAGUGCAUAGUUCUGAGGUGGUGUGCACGAUAUCCACGCCCGUGAGAAGCAUGGUGGUGCAGUAAAUAAAUUCGAGGUCGCUGAUCGUGCACAGAUUGACUGGGGUUUUUUCCCUCAACAUUGAGGAUUACUCUUACAAGAGGUGGCUAGGGGGGUAGCUUAGGAUCAGGGCACUAAGCUGGCACUCCUAAGAUCUGGCUCUGAAUGUGUUUUUUUUCAGCCGCCUGUGUUUAAACCGGAUUUUAAAGUGUUGUAAUAAGUUAAUGGUAUCACCACGGCGACCAAUGACUGCACAAAAGCCCAUCCAUCCUAUUUGUGUUUUCAUGGAAUUUGGCUACAAUCCAGUGAUGAGGAUUCAAAAUAUAUUUUUCUGCCUGCCAUGCAACAAAAAUCUCUAUAGCAGGGAGUGCAGGGAAGUGCAGCGAGGAUAGGUCAUAAAGGCAUCUCAGAUAUCACCUUCCUCGGGCCUAUUCCUAAAAUACUGUGCUCCACGAGAGUUGCAAAUGAAGCUUUGUCUCAUGAUAUUGAUAUCAAUUGGAUAAAAAUAAUAGAGGAAUUUAUUAUAAAUGAAGAAAUACUCAUGCGCAAACCAUUUCUGAAAAUGUCUUGAGCCCAAGGCUCUCCUGGCUACACAUCAUGCUAUGCUUUUGCUCAGUGUGUAAAACAUAAACAAUAUUUUAUUAUAUUUUAUUACAGUCAAUUCACGAAAAAGUGAGCUAAUUGAUGCCAAUAUUUGACCACUACAUUCUUGAGUUUAAAUAAUGAAGUGAGUUUUAUGGUCUAUAUUUGUUUUAACGUUGUGGUGUUUUGCCACUAUCGGUGGCAUUAUUGGGAUUGGUGUGUGACGCACGAGAUGCGAAACAUGGCGAUGCGUGCCACUACGUGAACGCGUAAACACCACCGCCAAUACUUGUAGCACAAAUCAAAGCUCUCAGUUAAAUUCCUAACUUGGAUAUUAGCAUUUUGAAUAAGCUGACAUUUUUUUGAUAUUUUAGAUUUUUUUACAAACAUAUAUUGACCUGUGUAAGACCCCCACCCACAGGGCUAUGAUGUUGGUGCCUUAUUAAGCAGGACUACAAGUAGGUUUCAGCCUGCCUCGGUGUGAUGGAGCUUCAGUGUUAUUCAUUGAAAUGCCUGGAAUUUCUCCUUGAGAGCUCGGGUUUCCCCCCAUGUACUAAAAUAAUCGUCACGAAAAGAAUUGGCUAAACAUCCCUAAGGAGGACAUUUGAAACUGAGUCUUGGGACUGAGGCUUUCGUGACAAAAGUACUACGCUCAUAAUAGCUACGUGAGCACAGGAGUCUGAUGCUCAUGUUGUACUAUUGGCAAUGCUGUGGUUUCUGGAUUUAAAUCCUGUGUCACAACACUCCAUUAAUGUUCCUAAGUACGGCGAGUUUUAUAGUGUCAGCCCAGUCAUUGACGCUUACAUAGUUCAACCAUACUGGCUACAAUUUUAAAAGGGUGUUUGCCACAGAACAAUGGAGUGUGUUAGAUAUGCAUAUGAAGCUUAUUGGGAAAGUGGAAUAAUUCGCGACGGUUAAAUUGUGUCUUGCAAGGUGCAGGCAGCUCAUGGUGGGAAGAUUAAAAUGAAUGGUUGGUUAUGCGUUGUCUUUGAUUACCGAAUUGCAAUCCGUAUGUGAUGAGGAUGCUGGAAUGUCGUUUACAUGAGACCGGUUGCGUGCAUGCAGGGUAAUGUGGUGGUAGGGCCUUGAAAGGAUGCCCGCUGUAUGCAGUGGGAUUUUCAUCCGAAUCUUCACCUCCCCUAUCUUGUUUCCCACAUAGACUUUGCCAAUCAUGGCAUUCGUAACCCUCGCAAAUUAUUUGAAUUUAGUUUUUUGGGUAAAUAUAAAUAGUUAAAAUUAAGUUAUUAGUAGCGGUUAAAUGUUUUACUAUAUAGGAGCACUAUAACACCCUCAUAUGAUUUGACUUUCCUGCAAUACCACGAGUUCAAAUGCCAUAUAGAUGGUAUUUGUCCAUUAAACAUGGACUGCAAUACCGGAGAAAUAGCAUUGUGUGGAUUUUUGCAACGAACCACUUUGUCGAGAUUCAUGUUGAAACCUCUUGCGGCCGUGCGGAUGAGGUCACGCAUCGUUCACCAGCCUCGUGGUGAAAUGUCAACAUGGGUUUGUGCAGAGACGUCAAUCAAACUGGGUAAAUUAAUCUUCAUGAUGUAAUUAAUGUACACCCCUUAGUUUACAUGCAUACUUGUUUUUUUAUCUUAUUUUUUGACAUAGGCUGAGCAGGAAACGUGUGCCUGGUUCAAUUGAGCUCUUUGGCAAGGCCAGGAGUCGGGAACCAAAAUAACAGGAAGAGUAAAUUUUUCGAAUUCAGUAAAAAAAAACCUCAAUAUUUCAAGAGCCGCAAAGCAUUGUGAUCCUUAAUAAAUAACGUCAUGAAGCAGUCCUUAAAGGGCCGCGUGUUGCUCCAGAGCCGCAGGUUGCCGAAACCUGGGCCAGGCCGUCCAAGAAAGAGUGUAGAGCAGGGAUCAGGUUUGAUGCAUUUCUUCCCUGCUGUGUGAAUUGGCCAUAAUGGCUCGGAAAUGUACAGCUUUGUUGAAAAUAGUUAAUCAACAACGUUGCAGUGUUUGAACGUAAGAUGGUUUAUGCGAUGUGAACAUUUAAAGUCCAGAGGUUUUGCCGUGUAACUUUACCAUCCACUGAGCAGGGCUGCUUAGGGGUCACACAAGAAUGAGAAGUCCAUUUGAAGGCACUUCAGCUCUUAAUUCGCGCAGUGCACCAUUACAGCGAUGUUAACAUUUAUCAUCAGAUUCGAAGCUACAUGUAAAUUUGAGUUACUUGUUAUUCCUACAUUUUGUUGUUAACUUAUUUCCGAUGUCUUAAUGAGAGGCCAUAAGAUUGUCUUAAAGAGAAUCCGAGGCCGAGGUGAACGUUUGACCUCGAAUUGAGCUGACAGCAGGAGGCUGCAGUGGUUUCAGCUCAUCCCAUCGGAGGCUCGCGGCGUGUUCCGACUCGGCGCACUGCGAUAUUCACACCCGGCCAGCUUCAGCCAACUUGGUCCCACUGCAACACACCCCGAAUUCUGCCAUCACAUGGUGGACAAACUCCAGGAAUUGUCCCAAAUUCCUGAAGUACAAGUGUUUCCUGUGUCGUGUCCAUGCAUAAUUCUACAAUGUGUAACAUAGCUUUACCUAAUGAGUCUCAUGACAUUUUAAGACUAUACAUUAGUUUAAGGGCUGCCUGUUUUUUUGUGCUAAGGAAUGGCAGACAUAGUUGAAUAAAAUUGGUUUCUAAACAUAA
Molecule: messenger RNA, 7979 nt
Organism: Petromyzon marinus (sea lamprey)
Lineage: Eukaryota; Metazoa; Chordata; Hyperoartia; Petromyzontiformes; Petromyzontidae
Source: RefSeq, a predicted model, not a curated record